Molecule: messenger RNA, 1143 nt
Organism: Kwoniella shivajii
Lineage: Eukaryota; Fungi; Basidiomycota; Tremellomycetes; Tremellales; Cryptococcaceae
Product: chlorophyll synthesis pathway protein BchC
Exons: 6
Coding region: 1-1143 (380 amino acids)
Biological process (GO): D-sorbitol catabolic process
Molecular function (GO): L-iditol 2-dehydrogenase (NAD+) activity; zinc ion binding
Source: RefSeq, a predicted model, not a curated record
AUGUCAGAAACACAAAUCAAGUCAGACAACCCAUCUUUCGUCCUCUACGGUAUCGAAGACGUCAAACUCGAGAAUCGGCCUGUCCCGGAGAUCAAAGACGAUCAAUGCUUGAUCGCCGUCUCCAAGACGGGUAUCUGUGGAUCAGACGUACACUAUCUCCUUCACGGUCGAAUCGGUGACUUCGUCCUCGAGCAACCCAUGUGUUUGGGUCAUGAAUCUAGCGGGGUAGUGGUUAAAGUGGGACCGGAUGUCAAAGACGACGGAAGAAUUACCGUAGGGUCUAGAGUCGCAAUGGAGCCGGGAGUCAGCUGCAGAACUUGUACCGAGUGCAAAAGCGGUAUGUACGAGCUUUGCCCCCACAUGGCUUUCGCUGCUACUCCUCCUACCCAGUUCGGAACUUUGUGUCGAUACUAUGUCCUUCCUGCGGACGUACUACACCCCAUUCCUGAAUCUGUAUCUUUCGAAGACGGAGCAAUGAUGGAACCACUUUCCGUCGGUGUUCACUCUGUCCACACACUCGGACAGCUCAAAUCAGAUCAGGUUGUCAUCGUCUUCGGUGCUGGUCCAGUUGGAUUACUCUGUAUGGCUGUUGCCAAAGCUCUUGGAGCAAGAAGAAUCAUCGCUGUGGACAUCCAGCAAGAAAGACUAGACUUUGCUAGAUCUUACGCUGCGAGUGACAUAUUCUUGCCUGGCCCAAAAGACCCUAACGAAAAGCUGGAGGAUUACUGCGCUCGUGUUUCCGACGAAAUUCGAACUACCCUCAAUAUUCCUGCAAGAGAUCACGGAGCGGUUGAUCUCGCUAUUGAAGCUUCUGGAGCUCCAACUUGUAUCCAGAUGGGUAUCAACAUCUUGAAACCCGCAGGCACGUACGUCCAGGUUGGUAUGGGACGAAAUAUGAAUGUCCCCCUUCCACUGUUCCACGUCAUCAACAAACAACUUAAGGUUCUCGGAUCAUUCAGAUAUGGACCAGGUGAUUAUCCUCUUGCCAUAUCGUUGGUGGAACGGGGUUUGAUAGACCUUAAACCUCUCGUCACCCAUCGAUUUGAUUUCGAAAGUGCGAAAGAAGCGUUCGAGGUUACUAAACUCGGUAGAGAUGCAGCUGGCAAGGGUGUCAUCAAAGCCAUCAUCGAUGGGCCCAAAUAA